GUGAACUCUAAACCCAAUAUUUACAGCAAACUCAGCACUCGACUCUAACUCAGGAAAAGCUAGACAUUAUACUUUGCUGACUAUGCUAUUGUAAAUCUGGAGGAUUCAUAGCUAUACAAAUCACAAUGGCAUUCAACAGGGGCAGGCCUGAAUUGAAAGACCUUCUUGACCAACUCGGUGUGGUGACAGAAUGGGAGUUACUGGGAAAUCACUUGGGCAUUAAGAGGCACAAGCUCAACGAUAUCAAAGUGGAGCGGCAUGGUAAAGCCUCCCUGUGCAAGAUGGACAUGUUUGACUACUGGCUAAGGAGUGAUAUAUACGCUAGCUGGCAGAAGGUGGUGGAAGCCCUGGAAAAAAUGGAUGAUUUCGGUCUACUAUCUCAUACUUUGAGAGUCAGCCAUGGACUAGCUCCUGCUGUUCCUGCAGAGCCAAUGCAAUCUUCUCAAGGCGUGCAGCAAGGCUACUCUGCCAGUGCUGGUCACAGUGCAGGGGUUGCUUCUUUGGCUGGUGUGCAAGAAAAAACAGCUAUACAAGAUACCAGUGCUCAGAAAUCAUCCAAUAUAGCUUUAAUCAUCAGCUCUUUAACGCGAGAUGAUAGCAAUGUCGAUGCUGUUAAUGCAAUUGAUCCGAGUGACCCUAAACUUUCUGUACUUCAGCAAGCAAUUACACGUCGUGCCCUAAAUAUGGCCAAAGUGCUUAUUGCUCUGGGUGCUGAUGUGAACUAUGUCAAUAGCAAAAACUUGACAGCUUUUGAUAUUGCCAGCAUGAUGAGUGAUGAAAAUGCUUUAGAGCUUCUAAAGAGUGUUGGAGGACUUCCGUCUUCCUAUGUCUACAAAGACACUAGCACUAAAAUGGAAUCUGAAGAAGAGAUGAGAUCACAAACUCAUUCCCUUGUUCUGUGUCUGGACAGCAGUGGGGAGAAGGCGCUCGUGCAGCUGGAGAUACUCAACCAACUUGAGAAACUAACUGGCAAGAAGAUCUCUGAACUGUUUGAUUAUAUGGUGGGCAGUGGAAUUGGAGGACUCUUCCUACUAGCCAUGGUGUACGCUGACAAGACUGUGCGUCAGCUCCAAAGGCUAUACUAUCAGUACAUGCAAAGAAUGUUGAAUGUAACUGACGCCAAGAAGAGUUGGAGGGAACUGGAGGACUUUUUUCAUGAUCUGUUUCGACGUACAAGAAUGGACGAUAACGUCUCUCCCAAGGUUCUCAUUGCUGCUGUGAACAGGGAGACCACUAAACUCAAGCUAAAAUUCUUCAGUAACUUUUCAAAAGAGAAAGAUUCAUCACUUCACGUAUACAGAGUAGCAUGCUACACCUGUGCCACCCCUGAGUACUAUGGCGUGAUAGGCAAUGACACAGACCACUACAUUCAUGGGGGAGCCAUCUGCAGAAACCUCACACCCUCUGCUCUGACCUUCAUUUACGAGAAUUGUAAAAAGCCCUCCAUUACCGGUGUAGUGUCUGUAGGGGAGGGAAUCUGGUCGUCUAUGCCUUACACGGAGGACACAGAUCUAUCAGCAUGCGCAGCGGAUGCACUGGUGGAGCAGAUCCACCAGAACUGUAAGAGCCGGUUCUCUCCCCCCAACCCUGCCUUCUACUACCGUAUCAACCCACUUUUUCCAGUUCAGACACCGGUGAAGCUACUACUGGAAGACCUCGUUGAUUUGCAUGUUAAUGCUAUUGUCACUCUUGUUGGAGAGGAGAGCUCAUCAUCUCUGGAAAUUAAAAGUCUGGCAUAUCAGUUAGCUUCCUAAGCUUUUUUGGUAGUAUUAUUAUUAUUCAAACAGAAGUUUUCUACAGUUUGUAGUUUUGAUCGUGUUGUGUUUAAACUUGUGCAUGUGUCAUGCAUUUUUAAUGAUGUAAUGUACAAGUAAAAAAAUAAUAGUUAUAAUAUACAA
This is a messenger RNA of Halichondria panicea, 1898 nucleotides long. Its product is annotated as 85/88 kDa calcium-independent phospholipase A2-like. Gene Ontology annotation, biological process: signal transduction; lipid metabolic process; positive regulation of ceramide biosynthetic process. The transcript has 10 exons. Gene Ontology annotation, cellular component: mitochondrion. Bases 126 to 1754 code for a protein of 542 amino acids. Gene Ontology annotation, molecular function: protein binding. The record is from RefSeq and is a predicted model, not a curated record. NCBI's taxonomy places the organism in Eukaryota, Metazoa, Porifera, Demospongiae, Suberitida, Halichondriidae.